ACACGUUCUUUAUCACAGAGCUGACUCCGACAGGUGAAAGCAAACCAUAUCACCGCCAGCCUAAUCUUGUUUUAUUGGACCUCAUAAAUCGACUCAUCUUAUUGUAUCUUAUUAAAGUUGACGCUCGUCUGCGUCGGAAUCGAGAUCAGAAUCAGUCGGUCGCUAGCUGAAAGGGCCAAUCCUACUCUCGAGGUGUCGAGAUAUUUGCCUCGCCGCAUUCUAGUCACCACUAGCGACGUUGAUAGGACCGAGAUCACAGUUCUAAAAAUAGCCUUCAUUAUAUUAUAGAAUUAAGUAGUUGUGUGUUCUAGUUAGCCGGUUGCAAUGCAGCGCUUGCGGUUAUAAUAUAUCAGAGCCAGUAGUGGCCGAAUUUGUGAUAUUAUACCAAAAGUUCGGUUUGUUUGUAUUGUGUUUGAUUGCCUAUUCUGUUGAGGAGCAAUCGAAAGAAAAUGACUGUGGAAAGUGUACCGGAUGAAAUGAUACAAACAAAAGUAUGGUUUAACACUAUCGAUUAUGUCAUAUUCAGCAUAAUGAUGCUUUUCUCGGCGGUCAUUGGAAUAUACUAUGGAUUCUUCGCCAAGCAAAAACAAAAUAACACAGCUGAAUAUCUUCUGGGAAGCAGACAAAUGAAAGUAUUUCCAGUAGCUAUGUCGCUGACCGCCACGCAUAUUUCUGCUGUUACAAUGCUUGGAGUCCCGGCAGAAAUGUAUCGUUACGGCAUCCAAUAUUGGGCAUGUUCCAUAUCAGGUCUGAUUGUUACAAUCUUCAUGGUCUACAUAUUCCUGCCAGUGUUCUACGAGAUGCAAACAACCUCCUGUUACGCGUACCUUGAGCAGCGUUUCAGCAAACGUGUUCGACGGUUAGCCAGCUUCCUCUUCAUGUUUUACUGUCUCUUAAAUGUUCCGGUUCUUAUUUAUACUCCGGCCAUAGCAUUCAGCCAAGUUACUGGCAUAAGCUUAUACAUCGUGACGCCCAUCAUUUGCUGCAUCUGCAUUUUUUACACUACCUUUGGAGGAAUACGGGCAGUGAUUUGGACCGAUACUUUACAAUUUGGAGCUAUGAUCUUGGCACUAUUGGUGGUGAUGACGCUCGGAACACUACAGUUGGGCGGCAUCGUAAACAUAUUCAAAAUUGCGGAUGACGGUGGAAGAUUAAUUUGGUUCAACAUGGACCCUGAUCCCUCGCUGCGAUCCUCAUUUUGGUUGGUAUCCGUUGGGUUAACAUCAAUGUGGAUUUCCAACAUAGGAGUCACCCCAGAAUGUGUACAACGUUUUCUGACUGUUCCAGAUAUUUCAAGUGCAAAAAAAGCUGUUUGGAUUUUUGGAGUUGGUCACAUUCUGGUCAAACUAUGCUCAGUCUACAAUGGGCUGCUGAUUUUCAGCAAAUACCAUUACUGCGAUCCAGUCUACUCAGGGUUGGUGAAAAAGAAUGAUCAAAUCUUCGCCUACUAUGUGCUCGAUGUGGCUCGAAAAAUACCAGGACUUCCCGGACUCUUCGUUGUGGGUGUGUUUUCCGCUGCCCUGUCAUCGAUGUCUUCGAGUAUAAACACUCUAUCCGGAACCAUGUAUGAUGACUUCAUAAAACCUUAUUAUAAUUUCAAAGAGAAAUUGGCUAGUACAAUUAUCAAAUUGUUGGUAGUAGUGACUGGAGUGGUGUGCCUUCUGUUAGUGUAUGUUGUUGAAAAGCUGGGCAGUGUCUUUAGCUUGGCAAUUUCCGUAUCUGGCGUCACUUCCGGAACGUUACUGGGAAUGUUUUUCCUGGGUAUGUUUUCCCCUUGGAUUAAUGAUAUGGGAGCCUACUGGGGAGCGCUGAUUUCGCUUGGUUCUCUGUGUUUUAUAGCAACUGGCGCUCAACUGGAAAUACUACAUGGAAAUCUGAAGUACGAAAGCUUACCGCUCCGUUACGAUGGUUGCCUUGGAUUCAAUUCAACAGGUACGAUGACAUCCACAUUUUACAUUGACGCCGAAGGACACGACAAUUCCGAAGUGCCAUGGGUGUUCCGUAUUGGUUUCAUGUACUAUUCUUUACUGGGGACGGUGAUAGCCGUACUGUCGGGUGUUAUCAUAAGCUACAUGACAGGCGGUCAAAAAGAACCAAUUCCAGAGGUCCUGUUAACACCCUGGGUGCGCCCACUAUACAAACCUGUCCGCUGUGUGGAUGACUAUGAGUGCAAAAUUGUAAAAAAUCUACCAAUAGAAACUAAGGAUAACGAAAUCGAAAAGAUACACAAAUAAACGUCUUCAAAACUU
Molecule: messenger RNA, 2249 nt
Organism: Topomyia yanbarensis
Lineage: Eukaryota; Metazoa; Arthropoda; Insecta; Diptera; Culicidae
Product: sodium-coupled monocarboxylate transporter 1-like
Exons: 8
Coding region: 450-2234 (594 amino acids)
Biological process (GO): transmembrane transport; sodium ion transport
Cellular component (GO): membrane
Molecular function (GO): symporter activity
Source: RefSeq, a predicted model, not a curated record